Messenger RNA from Hyphopichia burtonii NRRL Y-1933, 1749 nucleotides. It is a transcript of the gene DIT2, whose product is annotated as putative cytochrome. NCBI's taxonomy places the organism in Eukaryota, Fungi, Ascomycota, Pichiomycetes, Serinales, Debaryomycetaceae. Gene Ontology annotation, molecular function: heme binding; iron ion binding; monooxygenase activity. The coding region runs from base 156 to 1616 and encodes 486 amino acids. The transcript has a single exon. The record is from RefSeq and is a predicted model, not a curated record.
GCCAGAAUUUGUGCCUGGAAUUUUGCAACUUCAUGCAGAGUAACAUAAAAAUAGCGGUUUUGUUUCGUAAUACCUUCCGAUGAAAACACAGAUAUAUAGGUACUCUUCCAUGUCAGAGUAGUCAAAAGGAAUUGGCCAAAUCUGCCAUAGUCAUAAUGUUGCUGUUUGAAAUUAUUUUGGUUUUAUUAUUCGCAACUAUUGGGUAUUUUGUGCUUACGACGGUUUUCCCACCUUUGAAUUUCCCUAGAAGUAUUCCCACAGUGCCGUUUUACGUUUCCCUUCUCCCAGUAUUGACUUCCGUCGACCAAGAGGAAAUAUAUAACAAGUAUUUAAGAGAAAAGCUCGAGAAAUAUGGUGCGGUUAAGCUUUAUUUUGCCUCGAGAUGGAACAUUUUAGUGACAAGACCCGAAUAUUUGCAAACAAUUUUCAAAAACGAAGAAUUGUUUGCCAAAAGUGGUAACCAAAAGAAAACACCUUAUUCUGUUUUGGCAGAUUAUACUGGUGACAAUGUAAUUAGUUCUCAUGGAAAAGAAUGGAAAUUGUAUAGGUCGAUAAUGACGCAGAGCAUUCAAUUUCCACAACUUGAGCCGGUUUUGAAAAACACUGAGAAGUUUACUGAAUCAAUUAGGAAGGAAGUGGGCAACAAAGACAAAGCUUUGAAUGUUAGUGACAAGAUUCAAAGAUUCUGCUUAGAAAACAUUUGUGAGUGUGUGUUAGGCAUUAAACCUGAUGCAAUUGCUUCCGAGGCUGGAGAACUUCAUGAACGCAUAAAAUUUGUGAAGAAACAAAUUUUCAAUCCUAUUUACCUAAACUUUCCUAUUUUAGACAGACUUCCAAUCCCAAGCAGAUUAGAUGCUCGUAAAGAGGUUCAUGCUUUCAGGAAAUAUUUUUGUGAGCUAGUCAAACGAAACAAGAAUGAAGACUCUCAUACCUUUGCUGGCCACAAGUUACAAAGGGCCUUUGAAACCGGCGAAAUCACGGCAAAACAAUUCACCGAUAAUGUUAUCAUCACAAUGGUAGCAGGCCACGAAAACCCACAGUUGCUUUUAACUUCGCUUUUGUAUGUUAUUGCAAAAUAUCCAGUGUACCAAACGAAGCUACGUGAAGAGGUUCAAUCCUUGGGGGACAAGUCACAUUGGUCUGCUUUCCAAGACUUACCGAUUUUGAACUCAAUUAUGUACGAGACUUUGAGGCUUUAUCCACCCUUGGGUCAAAUAAUAAAUAGAUGUACUACUUCCAGGACAACAAUGGGGGAUAGUAUAAACAUUCCAAGAGGCACAUACGUUGGGUACAAUAACUUUGGCACAGGGAGAGACAUACUGGUAUGGGGUCCUGAUGCCAAUGAAUUUAAGCCAGGCAGAUGGGGAAUUACUUUAGAAGACAUUCAAAGUAAUUUUUCCCAAGCUAAGAGAACCAGUAAAUUGCCUGCUUUCCAUGGACGGAGCAGAGCAUGUAUUGGGGAAAAGUUUGCCUUACUAGAAACAAAAAUUGCUCUUGCUAAGAUUGUCGAUUGUUUCGAAGUAUCAUUGGAUAAGUCUUGGAAAGAACAGUUAACUCCAGCUGGCCCCAUAUGCCCAUUGCUGCUAAGCUUGAAGUUCAAAAGUUUACGAGAAUAAACUUUUUUAUUGUGCACAAUUAGCUGCAAAAAAAAAACAGAUUUGGAAUUUUAUUAUGCUCAUGCGAAGGCUCUAAAACUUAGUCUGCUUAAGUAUUAGAAUUUGCUCAUAUUCGAAUCAAUAAACAAACGUG